This is a messenger RNA of Amyelois transitella, 2112 nucleotides long. It is a transcript of the gene rept, whose product is annotated as ruvB-like 2. Gene Ontology annotation, biological process: chromatin remodeling; regulation of transcription by RNA polymerase II; box C/D snoRNP assembly. Gene Ontology annotation, molecular function: ATP binding; DNA helicase activity; ATP hydrolysis activity. The transcript has 9 exons. Gene Ontology annotation, cellular component: Ino80 complex; NuA4 histone acetyltransferase complex; Swr1 complex. NCBI's taxonomy places the organism in Eukaryota, Metazoa, Arthropoda, Insecta, Lepidoptera, Pyralidae. Bases 176 to 1915 code for a protein of 579 amino acids. The record is from RefSeq and is a predicted model, not a curated record.
UUUCGGAAAUGAACAAACAAAGUGAACAAACUGAUGUUUUGUAAUUGUUGAUUGUCUGACAGAUUUUUAAAAUUUGUGAAAAUACAAUAACAUUGUUCUAUAUUUAAUGCUACAUUGGCAUUUCAAUUAAUUUCCAAUUAUAUAUCUCUAAAUAUUUGUAUCAUUAAAUACAAACAUGACUUCGUUAGCAGCCGCUCAAGUGCAAGAGGUUCGGUCUAUAACGCGGAUUGAACGUAUAGGAGCGCAUUCUCAUAUUAGGGGGUUAGGAUUAGAUGACUCCUUGGAGCCCCGCGCCGUGUCCCAGGGCAUGGUGGGACAGAAGACAGCCAGGAAAGCCGCCGGAGUGGUCUUGCAGAUGAUUCGAGAAGGAAAGAUAGCGGGUCGGGCGGUACUCCUGGCUGGGCAGCCUGGAACGGGCAAGACGGCUAUCGCCAUGGGGCUGGCCCAAGCAUUGGGGCCGGACACACCGUUCACCAGCAUGGCUGGAUCCGAAAUAUACUCACUGGAAAUGAGCAAGACGGAAGCACUCACACAAGCCAUCAGGAAGUCCAUUGGUAUCAGAAUCAAAGAGGAGUCAGAGAUAAUAGAGGGGGAAGUGGUAGAGGUGGUGGUGGAGCGAGCGGCCGGUGGGGGGGGCGCUAGAGUGGGGAGGCUCACGCUGAAGACCACGGACAUGGAGACCAACUACGACAUGGGCGCUAAGAUGAUUGACUCGCUGCUUAAAGAGAAGGUGCAAGCUGGUGACGUCAUUACCAUAGACAAAGCGACCGGAAAGAUAAACAAGCUUGGCAGGAGUUUCGCCAGGGCGAGGGACUAUGAUGCAACCGGCCAGCAAGCCCGCUUCGUACAGUGCCCAGAAGGCGAGCUGCAGAAGCGGAAGGAAGUCGUACACACGGUCACUUUGCACGAAGUGGACGUUAUAAACUCCAGAACACACGGAUUCCUGGCGUUGUUUUCUGGUGACACCGGCGAGAUCAAGUCGGAGAUUCGUGAGCAGAUCAACAGCAAAGUGGCCGAGUGGAGGGAGGAGGGCAAGGCCGAGAUGAUACCCGGGGUGCUGUUCAUUGACGAGGCGCACAUGCUGGACAUCGAGUGCUUCUCGUUCCUGAACCGGGCGCUGGAGUCGGAGACGGCGCCGGUGGUCAUCAUGGCGACCAACCGCGGCAUCACGCGCAUCCGCGGCACCGCCUACCGCAGCCCGCACGGCAUCCCGCUGGACCUGCUGGACCGCAUGAUCAUCGUGCCCACGGCGCCCUACCCGCACGGCGAGCUCAGGGAGAUCCUCAACAUCAGGUCGGAUAUAUAUAUAUAUAUAUACCGCAUCCCGCUGGACCUGCUGGACCGCAUGAUCAUCGUGCCCACGGCGCCCUACCCGCACGGCGAGCUCAGGGAGAUCCUCAACAUCAGGUCGGAUAUAUAUAUAUAUAUAUACCGCAUCCCGCUGGACCUGCUGGACCGCAUGAUCAUCGUGCCCACGGCGCCCUACCCGCACGGCGAGCUCAGGGAGAUCCUCAACAUCAGGUCGGAUAUAUAUAUAUAUAUAUACCGCAUCCCGCUGGACCUGCUGGACCGCAUGAUCAUCGUGCCCACGGCGCCCUACCCGCACGGCGAGCUCAGGGAGAUCCUCAACAUCAGGUCGGAUAUAUAUAUAUAUAUAUACCGCAUCCCGCUGGACCUGCUGGACCGCAUGAUCAUCGUGCCCACGGCGCCCUACCCGCACGGCGAGCUCAGGGAGAUCCUCAACAUCAGGUCGGAUAUAUAUAUAUAUAUACCGCAUCCCGCUGGACCUGCUGGACCGCAUGAUCAUCGUGCCCACGGCGCCCUACCCGCACGGCGAGCUCAGGGAGAUCCUCAACAUCAGGUCGGAUAUAUAUAUAUAUAUACCGCAUCCCGCUGGACCUGCUGGACCGCAUGAUCAUCGUGCCCACGGCGCCCUACCCGCACGGCGAGCUCAGGGAGAUCCUCAACAUCAGGUCGGAUAUAUAUAUAUAUAUAUACCGCAUCCCGCUGGACCUGCUGGACCGCAUGAUCAUCGUGCCCACGGCGCCCUACCCGCACGGCGAGCUCAGGGAGAUCCUCAACAUCAGGUCGGAUAUAUAUAUAUAUAUACCG